UUUGCCUCACAAUUUUCGAUAUUUGACACUUUUUCGAGUGGAAAAUUGAGAAAAAUUUGGGAAUAAUUUGGAGAGAAAUUGAAAUUUUUUGUUGAAAUAUACAUGACAAUGGCACAAGAAUCUAAUGAAUUAAAAUACAAAUUCACAAUAUCGGGCUUCGUGAUAUUAUUAAUACCCUUCCUCACAAUAGGACUUAUCACAAAAUUACCGGAAAAACCAGAAAUUCAAUUGGUUAGGGAUCGUCAAUGUUUUAAUACUUGCAAAUUACGAAUAGUGGAAACAAUUCCAGCAAAUAUUUCAUUCGGCGAAGAUACCGUAUUCCCAUUAUCCACGUUUCGCGCCUGGAAAUCGCUAAUUUCAAAUGCUCAGGAGGAGCUCUACGUGGCGGCUUACAAGUCGAGUUUGCAGGGGAAACAUGUGCUCGGGGACUCUGCAAAGUAUUAUUCUGUAGAGGGAGAUUCCAUCUACAACACCCUAAUGGCAGUAGGAAAAUCCCGAAAAGUUGCCGUCAGAAUGGUGGAAAACUACCCGCCAAAGGAUAAGGGCGACAACGCCGACGGUGUGAUUUUGGAGAAUUUCGGCGCGGUGACCCGGAAAUCAAUCGAUAUUUCCGAAUAUAUGGGCCGUGGAAAAAUGCAUUCGAAAUUUUUGGUCGCCGACCGGAAAAGCUUUUAUUUGGGCUCGGCGAAUUUGGACUGGCGGAGUUUGAAUCAGAAAAUGGAGUUGGGUGUUUUGGUGGAAGAUUGCGAAUGUCUUGGAGAGGAUAUGCAUAAUAUUUUCCAUGUUUUGUGGGAUUUGAAGAAUAAAGGCAUCGAGUCAAAUGGGGCACUGAAAGUUAAAGCCGCCUAUAACAAGGAGUACCCGCUGGAAAUGCAAGUACAAGGAGCCAAGGCUCAGGUUUAUAUCGCGACCUCCCCAAAAGAGCUCAACAACCCACGCCGUACAUGGGACCUCGACGCAAUUGUCUCGGAAAUUGACGCCGCCAAGAAAUUCAUUGAUAUCCAUGUUAUGGACUAUUUCCCGUUGUUCAUCUACCGUAAUCCACGUGUACAUUUCUCGAAUAUUGAUGACGCGAUCCGACGGGCGGUGGUUAGAGGCGUCAAAAUUCGAUUCCUAGCCGCCGCGCUUCAUUAUCCGGAUAUUGGAACGAGGUUCCUGAGAUCCUUGGAAUCGUUGAAUGGUUUCCAUGCUAAUGGUACUAUGGAAGUGAAAAUCUUCAAAGUUCCACGUACCAACAUUGAAAGUAUAGUAAUUAAUCGGGAGCGCCGGACGCAUAAUAAAUUCAUGGUCACCGAGUCGGCGGGAAUUAUUGGAACCUCAAAUUGGUCGGGAGACUAUUUUAUGGGUGGAACUACUGGAGCUGCGAUAGUUAUCAGGCAAACCGGGGAGAAGCGGCCUUUUGUGGAUGAGUUGAAGGAUAUCUUCACCCGCGACUGGGAAAGUGCAUAUUCCCACCCACUCGAUGAAUAUUUUGAAAAAUGUGUGACAAGUAACACUGGAGAUUUCUGCGAAGGUACAAAGGACCCGAGACUGUUCGCCACACCUGUCACGGCUAAUUCCGAGUGAUUUUAUUGAUUUUUUGUUGAAUUUUUUUUGAUUUUUUUUGAUUACCGGUUGUAUUUUUUUGUACAUAAUUUAAUAAAUUUUUGGAAUUUUUG
This is a messenger RNA of Caenorhabditis elegans, 1658 nucleotides long. It is a transcript of the gene Y51A2D.13, whose product is annotated as PLD phosphodiesterase domain-containing protein. Gene Ontology annotation, molecular function: catalytic activity. The transcript has 8 exons. The record is from RefSeq and is marked reviewed. Bases 103 to 1566 code for a protein of 487 amino acids. NCBI's taxonomy places the organism in Eukaryota, Metazoa, Nematoda, Chromadorea, Rhabditida, Rhabditidae.